This is a messenger RNA of Phanerochaete carnosa HHB-10118-sp, 1224 nucleotides long. RefSeq lists its product as uncharacterized. Lineage: Eukaryota; Fungi; Basidiomycota; Agaricomycetes; Polyporales; Phanerochaetaceae. The transcript is spliced from 6 exons. Bases 1 to 1224 code for a protein of 407 amino acids. The record is from RefSeq and is a predicted model, not a curated record.
AUGCACCGCGCGUCCAGGUCCGUCGGCCCGAGUAUGCUCGACAAAGUUGUCAACAGGACACGCCCGACCUACCUCCCACCGAAGCCCCGCGAAGAGGACGAUAGGCAUAUGGCCGACUGGGAGAUCAUGAUGAAGCGCAGCCGAGCAGCUGAGGAAAAAAGACGAAAGGCUUUGCAAGAGCGACGUCUCACGAGGGAGAGUCAGAUAGAAGAAUCACUCGUGCACUGGCAGCGAGAGAUCUUACCCAAUUGGCGUAUGGUAUAUAAAAAGCCGGCUCUUCGAAAGCUAUGGUGGAAAGGCAUCCCCUCGAAGCUGCGCGCCACAAUGUGGCAGAAUGCCGUGGGGAAUGGACUCGCUAUGAGCAAUGACGCCUUCAAACGAUGUGUGUCGCGCGUGAAUCGUGCCCUCUCCGCAGGCAGCUUCCCCAAACCGGUUCUCGAUCUCAUUGAAGAGGAUAUUGCCAGCACGUUGCCUUCACUACACCUCUUCGCACCGGAGCGGGGUCCGUUAUAUCAGGACCUGAAAGACAUGCUCUGCGCCUGGGUUGUUGCACGGUCCGACGAAGGUCUUGGUUACGUCAAGGGUGUAGCCAAGAUCGCAGCUAUGAUUCUACUAAAUAUGGCACCCUCACCCGGGUUCAUUGUCCUAAGAAACCUGCUCGAACGGCAUUGCCUGCGGUCGUUCUACGGAAGCGAGGCGUGCAGAGCCGAUGUAAGCUGGUCCGCAGCUUUUAGACUCGAAUCCAUGCUAACCUGCCCGCAGGUAGAAGCGUAUUACCGUAUAUUCGAUACCUUGCUUGCUGACGGCAUGCCUAAAAUCUACUUCAACUUUAAGCAACACCAAAUAUCGCCGGCAGCGUACCUCCCAACCUGGUUGAUCCCGCUAUUCUUGGAUCACCUGCCAUUUGAAGCAUGUGCUCGCCUGUGGGACAUCCUUCUCCUAGAGGGUGACUCGUUUCUAUUUCGAGCAUCAUUGGGAAUAUUAGCCGUGCUCGAGCCACGGUUGUUCUUCCCGGAUCGAAAGGAGCUAUUGGAACUGCUGAGAGGAGAGAACAGGGCCGCCAUGGAGGUAGCCAGACGUGAUGCUAGGGUGCUUACCGGCGCGAAAUACGAGAUUUACAACGUUGAUGAAGAGACGCUGUGGGAACGUCUCGACGCGAUGGAGGACUGGUGGCGAGAGAGCACAUGGACAAGACUUGUACAGAGAGAACUGCCGGAUUUGUAA